GAAGGAAAAAAUAAGAUUAAUUUAAUUAAUAAUUAGUUAAACUAAUAAAGAAAGAAAAAAAAUUAAGCAAGCACAAUAAAAAGAAAACAAAAAAGAAAUCAAAUAAAUUAAAAGAGCUUUUAUGUUUUAAAUUAAUUUUUAUAAUUAAAAAUAUUACAAUCCAAAAUAAAAAAUUGUUUUUAUUAAGUGUAAGUGUUAAUAGCAAAAAAUGAAGAAAAAAAUAUCAAAUAAUAAAAAAUGAAUAAUAAAUAAUUCAAAAUUGAAAUCAAAAUUAAGUUGAAAUAGCGAAAAUUUUUGUAUAAAUAGAAAUCAAUGAAUAAAUGUGAGAAUUUCUAUUAUAAAAAUUAUUUUUUAAAAUAAAUUUAAAGUUAAAAUAAAAAAAAUUUUUAAUAUUUUUAUUUAAAUAUACUUUAGAUCAAUAACGAGAACCUAAUGAGAUUAAAGUGA
This is a messenger RNA of Tetrahymena thermophila SB210, 447 nucleotides long. RefSeq lists its product as hypothetical. The annotation marks the transcript as partial. The transcript has a single exon. The record is from RefSeq and is a predicted model, not a curated record. Lineage: Eukaryota; Ciliophora; Oligohymenophorea; Hymenostomatida; Tetrahymenidae.